GCCGCGUUGCUGUAGCAACCGAGGCGGGCUCCGCGGGAGGAUUCUCGGGCUGCUCCGGGGCGGGCCUGGGAUUCCGCUUUCUCCGCGUCCUUGGUGCCUGGGAAAUCCCGGGCAUCUUGCAAAAUGAGCCCCUUGUGACGUAGAGUGGAGCCGAGGGGUCAGGGCCGGGUGGAGACCGGGUCCCCGCGUACCCCGGCAUGCGGGCGGGAUGGGUCUGUGCGAGUCCACGCUGCCCCAGAUGGGCAGAGCUUUGAGGCCCCAGGAGAAGGAUGUCCUGAAGUCCCCCCUGAUCAUCUUCGUGGUGGGCGGCCCUGGCUGUGGGAAAGGGACCCAAUGCAGAAACAUGGCCAGCAAGUACGGCUUCUGCCACGUGGGGCUGGGCCAGCUGCUGCGGGAGGAGGCUCAGAGGAGGACCCAGCGGGGCCGACAGAUCCGGGACAUCAUGCAGCAGGGACGCCUAGUGCCCACGGGUCUCAUUCUGGACAUGAUCAGUGACAACCUGCUGUCCCGUCCGGAGAGCCGCGGCUUCCUCAUCGAUGGCUUCCCCAGAGAGCUGGAACAGGCCAAAGAGUUUGAGCGGAUUGUGGGCAGGGCCCCCAACAUCGUCAUGGGGUUUGACUGCUCCAUGGAAACAAUGGUGCGGAGAGUUCUGCGCCGUGGACAGGUGGAGCGCCGGGCGGACGAUUCGGAGCCGGCCAUCCGCAAGCGUCUGGAGACACACUACACCCUGUGUGAGCCUGUCCUGACCUUCUACCAGCAAAAGAACCUUCUGCGAAACAUCUUGGCUGAAGAAGCCCCCGAGAGCAUUUUUGCCAAGUGCUGCUCAGUCAUUGACAGUCUGCAGUGAGGGGCCGAUGUCCGGCCUACCCCAUUCCCCACAGCACACAGGACCCAGGCCUGUGAGUUUAUCUCAUCUUCAACAGAUGACAACGUACCAGGCCAGUCCUGGGGUUGGGAUGGGUAUAGGGUGGAGCCAGGGAAGAGCAGGGGGGAGAGAGAGAAAGGGGAAAGAGGGGGAGAGAGAGAGAUGGGCAGGGCAGGAGGGGCCUGCGACACCCACACCUGGUCCAAGGAAUGUUCCAACUCUAACUAAAAAAACGAAAAAGAGAGAUAGCAAGAGUGACUUUCUUUCCUUUUAAAAAGUUUAUUUAAAAACAAGAAUAGGGCCCCGGGCAGUAGGGAGGAAGUGAACCGCUUCCCUCAGAGGGUGGGCUCAGAGGCGGGGAUAGAGAUUUAUAUAUUUCUAUAUAUAUAUCACUUUAUAGGUUUGUUCUGCUCUUUGUGGUUUAAUUUUUAAACUUUUCUUUUUGGCAGAGGUUAAUUCUCGCUAUUUUCUAAGGCUGGCUCAACAUGAAGGAUCCCGAUCUUGGAAGGAAAAAGAUGUGAGACACACAGAAUGAGAGAGGGACUGCCUCAGCAUGAGGGGACCCCCUACACCCCAGGCGGCCAUUGCUCUCUCACCAAACCAAUCAAAUACAGAAACCAAUAAAAGAAGCCCCCAAAUGGAACAAAAAUGGAGGGAAAAAUAUGUUCACAGAUGAAGUUCAUAUCCAUUUGCUUCAAUUGCCUGCGGAGAGGGAGAGACAGGGACAGUCAUGGCAGGGGGGCGGCUGGGCUGUAAGAGGCUGCGACUCAGGCAGCGGGCCAGGAGGCCGGGCCCAAGCCUGCACAGGCCAGGCAGGGGCUGUGACUGUCUGUCUUGGGGACUCCGCUGAAGUCAGACUGCUCCUUGGUGGAGAAGCAGGAAGAAGAGGAAGAGGAGAAGGGGGAGGGGUCUGCAGCAGAAGAAGCCAGAGGCAUGGAAGGGGCGCACAAGGAAGAAGUGCCAGGGUGGGGAGAGGGGCAGAGGAGGGAGGCGGCGGGCGGCUGGGCGUCACAACAUUCAGAUCACGGUGUCCCCACAACACCCCUGUGAGGUAGGUUGGAAGGUGGCAACGAUCGUCAUGCCCACUUCACAGACAAGACCAGGACACAGAGGCAAGUGCACAAGAGGUGGCCUCGCCAGGCAGGGAGGGCCCAGUCCCCUCAGUGGGCUCCCCUCCAUCCCAGCAGAGCCAGGGCCGCCUGCAACACGCAGUUACUUGGACAUGGGGGAUAAAGAUGGAGGUUUUAAA
This is a messenger RNA of Peromyscus eremicus (cactus mouse), 2114 nucleotides long. RefSeq names its product adenylate kinase isoenzyme 1-like. Gene Ontology annotation, molecular function: ATP binding; AMP kinase activity. The transcript is spliced from 6 exons. Bases 209 to 847 code for a protein of 212 amino acids. Lineage: Eukaryota; Metazoa; Chordata; Mammalia; Rodentia; Cricetidae. Gene Ontology annotation, cellular component: cytoplasm; cytosol. The record is from RefSeq and is a predicted model, not a curated record. Gene Ontology annotation, biological process: nucleoside triphosphate biosynthetic process.